Rhipicephalus microplus (southern cattle tick) is the source of this 2389-nucleotide messenger RNA. Its product is annotated as putative ATP-dependent RNA helicase DDX43 pseudogene. NCBI's taxonomy places the organism in Eukaryota, Metazoa, Arthropoda, Arachnida, Ixodida, Ixodidae. The record is from RefSeq and is a predicted model, not a curated record.
ACGAAUUUGAUUGGAUGGGUGAGUAUAUCACCGGCGCUCGCUGGUACAUAUUUUCGUAGCGCAGCACCCUUGGCAGGUAUUCUGUGCCUUGCCGUUCAAACUGUCGUGGUCUCUUCACGUUAGUAGUUCGAGCGAGUUCAGCGGCGUUGGAAACUUUUCCUGGAAGUAUUGCUGUCGCGCUUAGCUUGAACGGGCUCACUGGUGACCCCUGGGCCUCCCUUAUUUGACGGGCACCAUCGCAGUCAUCUUGAUUAACGUACGAGUCGCAGAACGCUGUCCUUGAUUAUGAACGCCGCUUCGUCAAAUGACGAUUACGAAUGGAUCGAGGAUGCGUAUGUACCUCCUCCGCAGAUGCCUACGGAAUACAGGCAUUACGGCGAACGAACCGGCGGUGGUGAAGCAUCUGCAGGUCGGGGCCGUGGCCGAGGCAGCUGUGACAGACCGAACGCGCCGCGCCGCGAUUUCGAAGAGUUCAUGGUGCCAUCCAAGGACGUAGCUAGAAUCAUUGGCAGAGGCGGCUCCAGGAUUCGUGAACUCCAGGAUUCCAGCGGUGCGCGAAUCUGGAUAAAGAAGGACGAUGGAGAUAACAAUUUUUACGAAACCAAGGUCCAGGUCUCUGGCCCGGAAGAGGCGCGUCGCAAAGCUCGCGAGCUCAUCGACGCUAUCGUCAAACCGCCUGAAGAACCACCUUGCCCGAGCAAAAGCGCAGACCCGCCGCCUCUGAUCGACUGGGCUAAGCUGCUUGCCAGGAGCGACGAAGAAACCAAGAAACGUUGGGCCUCACUUGCGCCGAUAGUGAAAAGCUUUUACGUCGAAGAUCCUCGCGUUGCCUGCAUGUCUGCGGCUGAGGUAGCAGUCUUCAGGGCAGAAAGCAAUAAUAUAGUCAUCAAGUAUCUGGGACCGGAAGGUGAGCCGCCAUUGGAUGUGAGAACCAAUCCCGUGAGAACGUUCGAGGAGGCGUUUUCCAACUUCCCGGAAAUCUUGGACGAGAUCUACAAGAACCAGUUCGAGAAGCCAACCCCGAUUCAGAGUCAGGCCUGGCCGAUACUUCUCCAGGGUCAAGACCUGAUCGGCAUCGCACAGACGGGUACGGGAAAGACGCUGGCCUUCCUACUGCCAGCCAUGAUUCACAUCGACAGCCAGCCAGUUCCAAGGGAAGAGAGGAAAGGGCCGUCCUGUUUGAUUCUCGCUCCGACACGCGAGCUCGCUCAACAGAUCGAGCGCGGCCAAAAGUACAACUACCGAGGCAUCAGAUGCGCGUGCAUCUACGGUGGGGGCAGUCGCAGGGAGCAGGUACAGACCGUGAACCUCGGCGUGGAGAUUGUCAUCGCUACUCCCGGCCGCCUCAAUGACCUGGUCUUGAACAAUAUUAUUAACCUAAACUUCGUUACAUUCCUGGUCCUGGAUGAAGCAGAUCGCAUGCUCGACAUGGGCUUUGAGAUCCAGAUCAAGAAGGUGAUGCUGGACAUAAGGCCCGACCGGCAGACUGUCAUGACCAGUGCCACCUGGCCAGAAGGUGUGCGUCGCCUCACUGACCAGUACAUGACGAACCCGUUCCAGGUGUUCAUUGGUACUUUGGAUCUGGCCGCAGUGCACACAGUGACUCAGAAAGUCGUCGUCUGCGCAGAAGAGGAUAAGAGGGACCACCUGUUAGCCUUCUUUGACUCGAUGCUACCUGAUGACAAGGUCAUAGUCUUCGUCGACCGGAAGGCGAUGGUGGACCACUUGACGAGCGACUUAGUGCUGUCCGGCAUCAACUGCGAUUCCAUCCACGGCUCCAGGGAACAAUGUGAUCGCGAGCAAGCGCUGGAAGACCUACGGAGUGGAAGAGUGCGUAUCUUGAUUGCCACGGACGUCGCUGCCCGAGGUUUGGACAUCAAAGACGUGACGCACAUCUUCAACUAUGACUUCCCUCGCAACGUGGAAGAGUACAUUCACCGUGUGGGUCGUACAGGUCGAGCUGGACGCACAGGGGUGGCCAUCACGCUUAUCACUCGCAACAACUGGAGGCAGGCUCGUGAGCUCGCCAAUAUCCUGGAAGAAGCCAGCCAAGAGGUCCCCGCUGAGCUCUAUGCGAUGGCUGACCGUUUCGCAGCCUGGAAAGAGCGACAAGCCGAGGAAGAGCGCAGCUUUGGCAUGGAUCGUGGCAGCCGCGGCGGUGGAUUCCGACAAGGAGGAAGAGGUGGUGGAGGUUGGGGGGGCGGUGGGGGUGGUCGCAACCGUUGGUGAGAGAACAAUAGGUGCGAUAUGGUCGUCGUAACAGGUUUAUUGUUAGUAUCAUGUUGCAUGUCAUCAGAUCACCGUGAAUUGUUCAUUUCUAUGUAGUUUUCUUUUUUAUAUUAGAUUUUUAUUAUGGACAAGUGACAAUAAACUGUUUAUCAUCGCCUUG